Molecule: messenger RNA, 1840 nt
Organism: Larimichthys crocea (large yellow croaker)
Lineage: Eukaryota; Metazoa; Chordata; Actinopteri; Sciaenidae
Gene: mul2
Product: mitochondrial E3 ubiquitin protein ligase 2
Exons: 6
Coding region: 149-1216 (355 amino acids)
Biological process (GO): organelle organization; protein ubiquitination
Molecular function (GO): ubiquitin-protein transferase activity
Source: RefSeq, a predicted model, not a curated record
CGCACAUGCGCAGACCUCGUCACGUGACGCAACGUUUUAAAUUCACCUACGUCAUGUGACAUGGCUACCGCUCUCCAGCGAGUCAACUUGAGAGAUUUGUUUUUCUGACAGGUCUGCUCCCAGGGCAGCGACAGGAGAGCCAGAGGGAAUGGAUGGAUUUCCUGUGAAGGUUACAGAGGCAGUGUGUCUUGGGGCCAGCCUUGCCAUCUCAGGCAUCUGCUACUAUCUCUAUAAGAAGAGCCGGACAACGCUAGAUAAGCUUGAUGAUGCUCCACACUUCACCAUAGAUGGCAAACUCAAAGACAUUUUGAAAGUUACUCCAGGAGCAUGUCUACAGUAUGCUGUCAUUGAAGGGGCUGUGCGACCAGUGGGCGAGCCUUUGACAAGUCAAUUUCAAAAAGAAAUUGUCGGAGUGUUGCAGAAAUUCCUCUUAAGGGAGCACAGACUGGUGUGGAAUGGCCUUUCACGCACUUGGAUGGACAGUGAACGAGUCUUGCACCAAAGAGUGAAUGAAGUGCCCUUUGUGUUAGUUGGAUCGGAUGAGACCAUGGUCAGAGUCCUGUGCCCUAUCCAGGCCUCCGGAGUGCACACGGAGAUCACCCACGAAAAGUUCCACCAGGUCAACUAUGGCUUUGGUGACAUCGUAGGACAAUACCUGAGUGGGGAGAAGCUUAAAGGGCAACUCGAGACCGAGGAAAUGCUCAAAGUGGGCACAGCUCUCACAGGCAUAGGAGAGGUGAUGCUGGACACAGAUGGUAUGCUGUGUCUUCGACCCCCUCCUAAUGGCACACAGUACUUCUUGAGCAUUGCAGACUUUGACACCCUGCGAGGAGAGCAAGAGAGCAUGGCUACAGGUUGGAAGGCACUGACUAUCACCUUUGCUUUGGUGGGAGCAGCGGUCUUACUCUGGGUUGGUCGACGGUACUACUACCGACUAAAAGUUCAGUGGGAGCAGGACCAUGAGAGGAGGGAAUUUGAGAGACUCCAGGCUGAAGCCACAAGAGCACGUGCUCUGUUGACGGGCCCCGAGGCCUCUCAAGACAGGGAACACAUAGAGAACGCAUGUGUGAUUUGCCUCAGUCAGCCACGUAAUUGUAUUCUGUUGGACUGUGGACAUGUGUGCUGCUGCCACAGCUGCUACCAGGCUCUUCCACACCGCCGAUGCCCUAUAUGUAGACAAAACAUCAGCAGGGUGGUGCCUCUAUACCACGUCUAAGACACCUGUGCGACCAUAUGACCUCAGUGGAACUUCACCACCAUACAGACUGUAUUGGAUUUUCAGCUAAAAAGUCAAAAGUACCACAAUGGAAAUAACUCUCCAGCCUUUACUGUGUUGUCACCUUUUGUUUAAUUUAUUAAUGUAUGUAAUGGCUGCAGUGCAGUGUUAUGUCUUUUUUAAUCAUCACAUAAAGUAAGUCAGUAAACUGCUGCACAACAGUAACUUUAAUAAUCUUGUUACUGUAAAGAAUAAGUAAAAUGUGAAUUAUAAGGAUUUUGUGCAAAUGCAGAGUUUCAGAGAGUUCAUUUUGUCUGUAAAUGUACGUGAGGAAAAAACUGUAGAUUUACAGUACGUGACAGAUGUUUAUUUUCCUACAUGUUUGUUCUGUGCCUUAAUCAAGUAAUUUAUAUAGCUGCUGCUAAGAGUGAUUGUACUGUAUGUAGCUGAAUAACUUAAGUCUGGUCUUAAGUCAGUCUUUUGUUUCUAACACUUCCAGUUACAUAUUUAAUUCACUGGAAGUUAAUGAAACAAACAUACAUACGUGAUGCACUAGAGACUGGUGCGAGUGUGUGUAAAAUGUUGGUUUGUUGAAAGAAAUUCAAUAAAGCAUCACUCUUUGAA